Molecule: messenger RNA, 1779 nt
Organism: Tachysurus fulvidraco (yellow catfish)
Lineage: Eukaryota; Metazoa; Chordata; Actinopteri; Siluriformes; Bagridae
Product: chemerin-like receptor 1
Exons: 2
Coding region: 166-1209 (347 amino acids)
Biological process (GO): complement receptor mediated signaling pathway; positive regulation of cytosolic calcium ion concentration; chemotaxis
Cellular component (GO): plasma membrane
Molecular function (GO): complement receptor activity; G protein-coupled receptor activity
Source: RefSeq, a predicted model, not a curated record
GUGGAAGGCUUUUUUGGGGAAGUCAUUUCUUAAGAGGCAGCACCUGACCUUAACUCUCUUUAUAAAACUAGCCCACACAAUAUAGCUGUUAAAUUCGUUCAUGUCACACACAGUCUGAUUUCCUUACAAGGGGGAAAAUUAUAGCGGAUCUUUUAUAAUUUCGCCAUGGGCACGACAGAGUUUGCAUUUGAUUACACAUCUGCUGACUUUGCAAACUACACGGAAUAUAAUGAUACGUAUGGCACGGAUGAGUCUCACGCUUUACACCACAGUUGCUCUGAAGAGGUUAUGUGCAUGUUGCUGCUGGUGGUAAAUGUGAUCAUAAUCAUACUGGGAGUUGUGGGAAAUGGUGUGGUCAUCUGGAUAGCAGGAUUUAAGAUGAAGAAAACCGUCAACACCACCUGGUACCUCAGCCUGGCCAUUUCUGACUUCAUAUUUUGUGCCACCUUGCCCUUUAACACCUUCUACAUAGCCACAUCUGAGUGGAUCUUCGGACUUUUCAUGUGCAGGUUCACCUCCUUCGUGAUGUUUCUUAACAUGUUCAGUAGCAUCUUUCUUCUUGUCAUCAUCAGUGUGGAUCGCUGCAUUGCUGUCAUGUUCCCUGUUUGGGCACAGAACAAACGUACCAUAAGAAAGGCUUCAGUGAUAGUCUUUCUCGCAUGGGUUUUAGCAGUCUCUCUGAGUAUCCCAUCUACCAUUUUCCGUGAAAUAAAGCACCAUCUGGGCAGAACCCGAUGUCACAAUAAUUACAAUAUCCAGGACAUCCACUCGUAUAUAGCCAUCUGUCGGUUUAUUUUUGGUUUUCUUAUACCUUUUCUGGUUAUUAUUGCCUGCUACUCAGUCAUCAUCUGCAAACUGAGAAGCAACCAGAUGGCAAAGUCCACAAAGCCAUUCAAGAUCAUGACGGCUCUCAUUGGGACUUUCUUUCUCUGCUGGCUGCCGUACCACACAUUCGUGCUGGCUGAACUGACCCAGACCCUCUCUAAUGACAUUAUUGUCCUUGGGCUCAAGAUUGGGACGUCAGUCGCUUCAGCUAACAGCUUCCUCAACCCGAUUCUUUACGUCUUCAUGGGCAAUGAUUUCAGACAGAAGUUUAAGAACUCCAUCCUUUCUAAGAUCGAGAACGCGAUUGGAGAGGAAGGACGAACUAUGAGUCGCUACUUAUCCCGGUCCAGUUCUGUGGAUGCCAGAGCAUCGACUCACAUGUGAUUUACCCUGAACUUUAAAAACCAUGUGUUCAUGUAUACAUACUGUAUUUCAAUCACUCAUGUUCUGGAGGGAAAUAUAUACCUUUGAAUAAUCCAAAGUGAUUCAAUUCAAUUAAAUUUUAAUUGUAUGGCACUUAUAUAUAUAUAUAAGACACAGUAACCCAUCCUCCUCUGGUGACACUCCAGAUAAAGGGAUUAUGGAAUGUAGGUGGUUGAAAUGAUUAUGAUCUAUUAAACUACAGGAGGUGUUUACUUAUCUGUCAAAAAAAUGGCACUUUAUGAAUGCAAACAGACCUGCUAUCAUGGAAACCGAAUAUUCUUGGCAUAGAUUUAAGGGCAUUUCUGUACACAGUUUAGAAUUAAAGAUGAAACAAUUACCCUAGCAGGUAUUUUGAGGAGUACAUGUCAGAAUGAAAUAAUCUGUUAAUCUUGUAACUUCAUUUGUACUUCUUCUUUUUUUUAAUUGUCUAAUGGUUUAUGAAUCAUUUUACUAAUAUGUUUUUGGUAUUGUCCAUGGCAAAAUGUAAAAAAUAAUAUAGGUCACAAAAAAGAAAUGAGUUUUCAGGUCUUA